Molecule: messenger RNA, 1001 nt
Organism: Prosopis cineraria
Lineage: Eukaryota; Viridiplantae; Streptophyta; Magnoliopsida; Fabales; Fabaceae
Product: gamma-interferon-responsive lysosomal thiol protein-like
Exons: 5
Coding region: 17-832 (271 amino acids)
Molecular function (GO): oxidoreductase activity, acting on a sulfur group of donors, disulfide as acceptor
Source: RefSeq, a predicted model, not a curated record
AGUCCUGUACUUGAAAAUGAAAAUGCCAAAUCGGUCCUCUUCUUGUUCUCCUCGUUCUGUCUUCUUCUUCAUCCUGUGCUUCCUCCUUCUUCCUCUGUCGUUGCUCUUGCUGUUGCUACUGGUCGUCCCUUCUUCUUCUUCUUCUUCUUCUUCUUCUUCUGCUUCUUCAUCAUCUUCUUCACAUGGAGGAGAUCGCCUCGAAGCCGAGAAGGUGACGGUGUCUGUGUACUACGAGACUCUGUGUCCGUAUUGUGCAGAAUUCAUAGUGAAUCAUCUGGUGAGAAUCUUCCAAACGGGUCUCAUCUCCAUUGUUAAUCUCGCAAUGAUCCCCUGGGGCAACGCCUUCAUCACACCCGAUGGUUCCUUUCUUUGUCAGCAUGGAGAGGAGGAAUGCUUACUCAACACAGUCGAGGCCUGCACUAUCAAAAUCUAUCCUGAUGUGAUGAAGCAUUUCAGAUUCAUACACUGCGUGGAGAGAGUAACGCUAGAGAAGAUGCAAAACCAAUGGGUGAACUGCUUCCAAAUGAGCGGCUUAGACUCUUCUCCUCUUGAUUGCUACUCCAACGGCUCUGGCAGAUUGAUUGAGCAAAUAUACGCCAACCAAACUGCUCAGCUUGAUCCACCCAUUAGAUUUGUUCCCUGGGUGGUAGUGGACAACCACUCACUUCAAGAGGACUAUCCCAAUUUUCUCAAGUAUAUCUGCGCUGCUUUCAAGGGCAAUCCUAAACCAGAUGCUUGUCUUUCACUUUCAGUCCCCACCACCACUGACUCUAAUCACUACACCAAUUCCUUUAUUCCUGUUUGCCAUGCCUCUCACUAUCUACCACAUUAGGGACAGAUUCCUCCUAAAUAUUACAUAUAAUUAUUUUUCCUGUUCUGCAUCCUUUUUGGAAAUAUUCUGAAGGUUACACAGCAUGUCUGCGAAUGUGCGAGCCAAAAUUAUUAUAAAUCGUUCGAUUUGUCUUUAUAGACUGCAAAAUUUGUUUGCAUUUUGCACUAAA